UAUUACCGGUAAACUAGAGAUAAAACAAAGGUUAGAAAUAUACGUAGCUUUAUAAUUUUUUGGUUCCACUGAAAUUUUAAAAUAUAUUAAAAAUGAGUACAUGGUUGCCGCUUGAGUCCAAUCCUGAUGUACUUACUAAGUAUAUUCACAAAUUGGGCGUAUCGAAGGAGUGGUCACUUACCGAUGUUGUUGGCUUAGAUCCCGAAAUGCUGGAAUGGAUUCCUCAGCCGGUUAAAGCUAUUAUUUUACUGUUUCCAAUUUCCGAAACCUACGAAAAACACAGAGCUGAGGAGCAUGAAAGUUUGAUGUCAGAUCCUGGUAGUUACCCGGAAGACCUUUUCUAUAUGCGACAACUUACUUCUAAUGCCUGUGGCACAGUUGCGCUAAUACAUAGUGUGGCGAAUUGUAAAAGUAUUUCUCUCUCUGAUGGAAUAUUGAAAAAUUUUCUGGAGAACGCUAAGAACUUAACACCGGAAGAACGUGGCAAAGCUUUGGAAAAUGAUAAGUCUUUCACGGAAGGUCACCAUGAACUUGCCAAAGAAGGUCAAACUGUUGCCAACCCUGAAGAAAAAGUGAAUCAUCAUUUUAUAGCAUUCGUUAACAAAGAUGGGACUUUGUACGAGCUGGAUGGGCGGAAGCACUUUCCUAUCAAUCAUGGAGCAACCUCGGAAGAAUCUUUUGUGCAGGAUGCGGCCAAUGUUUGCAGGAAAUUUAUGGCGCGGGACCCGGAUGAACUGCGCUUCACCGUGAUGGCAAUAACUGCAACACAAGAAUAAAUUCGAAAAAUUUGUUUAAAAAAUCAUAUACUCAUAUAUACUUACCUAGUAGUCAUUUAAAAAGUGCGCUUUCACUUUUUUGCUACUUGGUGCUUAUGCAUUUUAAAUGUUUAAAAAUUAGCAAGAAAAUAUAGCUUUUGUACAUGUGUGGUCGCAUGUUAUAUCAUUCGCAAUUUGACAAUUUCGCACACUAAAAAUUCUUAUUGUUUAACUCAUUUGCAUAAAUAUUUAUCAAUACAUCUGGAAUUUAAUAUAAAUAAAUAUAUAAAGCCGCUUGCUUUA
Molecule: messenger RNA, 1058 nt
Organism: Ceratitis capitata (Mediterranean fruit fly)
Lineage: Eukaryota; Metazoa; Arthropoda; Insecta; Diptera; Tephritidae
Gene: Uch
Product: ubiquitin carboxyl-terminal hydrolase
Exons: 4
Coding region: 93-776 (227 amino acids)
Biological process (GO): ubiquitin-dependent protein catabolic process; protein deubiquitination
Cellular component (GO): cytoplasm
Molecular function (GO): cysteine-type deubiquitinase activity
Source: RefSeq, a predicted model, not a curated record